CAACAAACUGUAGAAUCGCGGCGGUUAGUCAAACCAACUGAAGUCCAACGGUCCAACCGACGGUUCGUCAACGUCCAACGGUCCUUCUGAGAACAGCUGACGGUCUUCUCCUCCGGUACUGGAUCCAGUCCUACAGACAAAAGCAUGGAUGUUGGUGGAAACUUGCUGCCUAACAGCAUCAACCCGAAUCACUUUCCCGCCAAGCUGUGGCGUUUGGUGAACAACCCAGCGAAUGAAGCCAUCUGCUGGGACAGCGAAGGCACGCUCGUCAUCAUUGAUCAACUUCUCUUCGAGAAGCAGAUCCUGUCUCCGGAUGCUAAAAACUCGGACAACGCCGACGCCUUCAAAACCACCAACUUCUCAAGCUUCGUCCGUCAGCUCAAUCUGUACGGCUUCAAGAAGGCCAACCUGGCGAUUGAAGACGAUGUCCAAUCCGGCAGAGACCAUAAGCGGUUUCAUCAUUUUUACAACCUCAACUUCAAGCGAAACCACCCUGAACUUCUUGGGAGCCUGAUGAGGCUCACAGUCGACAAUAAGGCCAAGAUGAAAACUGGUGUGACUUGUCAGACCCCAACUCGAUUCCAGCAAUCGGGUAUGAGUGGUGAAGUCAGAGCGAGAAGAGGCAGCUCUUCACGGUUUAGCCCCACACAUGAGACGUCACCUCGUCCUUACUAUUUAAAUCAAUCCCAGGCCAUGGCAGUGUACAAUGGGACCCCAAUCCCACCACAGUACCUGAUACGGGGUCAUGGUGCAGCUCUUUCUCCCACCGUCUUUGCUUCAAACAAAGGGAUACCAGCAGCUUUGUGCCACCAGUACGCUGGAGUAGCCUCAAGAUCCACUCCUGUGCAAAUUCAACAGGGUUUACAGGUCCAUGGAAGUCCAAAUUUCGCCACUUUUAAUUCUCCUCACAGACCAUAUAAGCCUGGCUUCUAUUCCCCAGUUUGCCGGUGCUUCCAGCUGAACUGUUUGACACCUCUGACAGAUAGUGGGCUGAAGACAGGGUCGUUCUCUCCCCACACUUAUUACCAGCCGAGGUAUCCUGUGAACAUGUGUCAUGGAGAUCACAACCUGGAGCCCCUGAAGGACAAACACCAGGAGGACGAAAAAUUCAAAGUUAGCAUGGACACCAUUUUCCAGAUUGCAGAUGAGGUGAUGGAAACUCCACCCAAUAACUGCCUGGUUAGAGCUGUGCCCUUAGAGAAGACAGGCCCUAUAAUAGUGUCCACCUCCAGCACCAGCACCAUCACCAGCAGACCUGCCAGCACCAUGCAAGAUAACCCUUUGUGUGACACACCCAUUAUCAUAUCUACGUCAGGCAGUGCCUAUGUAGACAAAGAGCAGGAGGAACUUGUGCUUUCAGUACCAGAGCAGAUGCCUGAAGACGCCAUAUUUCAGGUUACUAGGGAUGAUGCAAAGGAUACUGAGGUCAUAGAUGUCGGAGUUAACUACUCCCUCGUGGUUACCAGUCAGGCUUACAAGAGCAGCUGCACAGGAAGUACACCAAAUCUUUAGGUCAUCAAUCUCAGCGACAGGGAGUUUGAUUCACACAUGACGUGAUCGUCACCAGACUUUAUUGUAUAUUGUAAUGAUUCUUUGUUGCUGUGUUCUAAUUUAAGUCUUAUAUGUAGUUAUAUGUCAUUUCAUAGUCGUGUUUUAACCUUAUUGUUAGUGACUUUAGACCAUACGUACAAAGACAGUACAAAACAUCAUUUUAGUAGCACUUGAAGUCAUACUUUUUAUUUCUCUAAGAAUAAGAAUGACUUGUACAACAGUACUUUUAAAGUUUAACCUCGACAUUUUUAACACAGUUUUAUCUCAAAUGUUUUUACCAACUUGUGAUGUUUUUAAAUAAUUAUAAUUUAAAGUAGCUUUUACUGACAUUUGCUGCAAUAAGCCUGCCUAAACCAUUUUAAUGUGCACAUUUUAGACUUAGAGCUUGUUUUUAAGAACACAUUUGUGUCGCAGGUUGUAA
Messenger RNA from Larimichthys crocea (large yellow croaker), 1972 nucleotides. It is a transcript of the gene hsf5, whose product is annotated as heat shock transcription factor family member 5. The coding region runs from base 145 to 1512 and encodes 455 amino acids. Gene Ontology annotation, molecular function: DNA-binding transcription factor activity; sequence-specific DNA binding. Gene Ontology annotation, biological process: regulation of DNA-templated transcription. NCBI's taxonomy places the organism in Eukaryota, Metazoa, Chordata, Actinopteri, Sciaenidae. The record is from RefSeq and is a predicted model, not a curated record. The transcript is spliced from 7 exons.